Messenger RNA from Acanthopagrus latus (yellowfin seabream), 6185 nucleotides. It is a transcript of the gene rbfox1, whose product is annotated as RNA binding fox-1 homolog 1. Gene Ontology annotation, biological process: regulation of alternative mRNA splicing, via spliceosome; nervous system development. The transcript is spliced from 12 exons. Gene Ontology annotation, molecular function: mRNA binding. The coding region runs from base 199 to 1362 and encodes 387 amino acids. Lineage: Eukaryota; Metazoa; Chordata; Actinopteri; Spariformes; Sparidae. The record is from RefSeq and is a predicted model, not a curated record. Gene Ontology annotation, cellular component: nucleus; cytoplasm.
UCUUCACACUCUCUACCAAUCAUUCUUUCUUUCUCUUUCCUUCUUUCUUUCUUUUCUUUAUUUCUCUCUCUCUCUCUCUCUCUCUCUCUCUCUCUCUCUCUCUCUCUCUCUCUUUCUCUCUCUCUCUGCUCAUCCUGCCUCUCUCUCUACCUCAACGUUCAGAACAGGGUUGUGUAUUGUCGGGGUUGAGGAGGGACCAUGCAGCAUCCUGGAGGAACAUGCGUGGCAUUGCCCAAUGUGGAUGCCUGUCCUCAGCUGUCCUGUGCCGCCCUCACCUUCAUGUAUUUACAGCAGGGAACCCAGGACACACCGGCACCUCCGGAUCCAUCCAUUGCCCAGGCUUACCCAUCGGCCCAGUUUGCCCCCCCUCCCCAGAACGGCAUUCCAACUGAGUUCACAGCUUCACAUAGCCAUCCGCAUCCCCACUCCCACCCACAUCCACACCAGCACCCAGCAGCACCACAGGACUACACCGGGAUCCAGGCCUCAGUCAGUGAGCAUCAGCUCAACAUGUACCAGUCCUCACAGAGCCACAGUGAGCAGAGCGGGUCAGACUCUUGCAGUCAGACGAUCACCGGCACAGCAACACAGACAGAUGAUGCAGCCCAGACAGAUAGUCAGCCACCAACACAGACAGUACCUGAAAGCACAGACAGCAAGGCCCAGCCGAAGAGACUUCAUGUCUCCAACAUCCCCUUCAGGUUUAGAGACCCAGACCUCAGGCAAAUGUUCGGGCAAUUUGGCAAAAUCUUAGAUGUGGAAAUCAUCUUCAACGAGCGCGGUUCUAAGGGUUUUGGGUUCGUAACGUUCGAGUAUAGCGUGGAUGCAGACAGGGCCAGAGAGAAAUUACAUGGCACCGUGGUAGAAGGCCGUAAAAUAGAGGUCAACAAUGCAACAGCCCGCGUAAUGACGAAUAAGAAGACUGUCAACCCAUAUGCAAAUGGCUGGAAGCUAAAUCCAGUGGUCAGCGCUGUCUACAGCCCAGAAUUCUAUGCAGUACCAGGUUUUCCCUAUCCAGCAGCCAGUGCAGCAGCAGCGUACAGAGGAGCCCACCUACGAGGUCGAGGACGGACCGUGUACAACACAUUCAGGGCAGCUGCUCCACCUCCCCACAUUCCAGCUUACGGAGGUGUUGUUUACCAGGAUGGAUUUUAUGGUGCAGAUAUUUAUGGUGGUUACGCUGCCUACAGAUACGCCCAGCCUACUGCUGCCACAGCUGCUGCAUACAGUGACAGUUACGGACGAGUAUAUGCUGCCGACCCCUACAACCAUGCACUCACUCCAGCAGCCACAUACAGCGUUGGUGCCAUGCUGUUGGCAUGUACCCCUGGCAUGAAGCGUCUCGCUGUGCUUGCUGCAUGACGAUUGCUCCGGUCAUUGGUCUAUUCAUCCCCCAUGGGUUUGCACUGGAAUAACGGUAACGUAAUGUUGAAACUUUGGUUUGAAGUUUGUGCAGGACCGAGAGGGGCUAACAAGGUUUGUGUGUGUGUGUCCGUGUGUGUGUGUGUGUGUGUGUGUGUGUGUGUUUUCAUGCCCUUUUUUGUAUGUUGACCUUGGUGUUUCAAUAAAUAUUUGGGUAUGUGCUUUUGCAUUUUCUUGUGGGUAUAUGUAUGUCUGUGCGUGUGUAUGUGUGUGUGUGUUUUUUUAUGUGUGUGUGUGUGUGUGUGUGUGCGUAUGGUUGUGUUGCUGUGUUUGUACAUGUAUGUGUGUGUUUCAGAAUGCAUUCGCCCCGCUGACAGAUGCCAAAACUCGGAGCCAUGCCGACGACGUGGGGCUAGUGCUCUCCUCUCUCCAAGCAAGUAUAUACCGUGGGGGCUACAGCCGCUUCGCACCCUAUUAGCAACACCUCCAACCCAUACUCAACCUUCCAACAAGAGAGACAGAAAGUGUGUGUGAGAGCGAGUGUGUGAGCGAAUGAGAAUGACAGAGAAACUGAGUUAUCAGAGGAGAGAUGUUAUUGAGGCCCGGGUAUUGCAAUACAUGCAGUUUGUGCAUCAUUUCAGCAUCUCCUAAGAGAGAAGUAAGAAAAAAGAAUACGAAUGAAAUGACAGCUGAUAUUUUUCAUCUUAUACCUCAGAUAUUUUGUGCUGUGUAUUUUGAUAUUGUGGGUUUUUAAUUUCUAAAGAUUUAAACAUAGAUUAUCAGCUGUAGAGCUUUUCCAUGGUACUAAUAGAGAGCUACUAGUAAUGAUUAGGACACAAAGGAAAUAUUUAUCUGAUACAAAUUGUUAGGGCUUGUAUAGAACUCCAACCCUGAAAGAUAGGUCAUAGUCAAACUUCCGGGUUUUUAUGUUUUGUAAGUGUUAAAGUGACUAUGAUAGUCAAGUGCUGUUGUUUUACUUCUCUCAGCUUCCUUUGGCACUUCCUCCUCUAAUAAUAGUUAUUUUUUUCUGUUGUUUUAAGAGGAAGUAAAGAAGCCUCGGAAAAACUUUUUUUUCCCUUUUGAGGGCAGGGUUGGUAUGUUUGAGAAGCUGAGGGCAGCCAGGAUUUCUAUUUUUAAGUUUACAAUCUUGAGAUCACAACUUUUUUAUCUUGUUACCUCGAGAAUAGACUUUUGCUUGUGACUCUAACUUCAUUAUCUUCACAUGCUGAUAAUAAUUUUGAAAAAAAAAUAAUAAUUCCCUCCAAAAAGAGAAUCCUGUGUAGUCCUUGUGUAAUCAUGAAAUUUGCACAUAUUGUAGCUCAAUCUGUGUAACAUGAAGUCUUCAUUUUGUUUGUUUCUGAACAUAUGACACUGCAUUACAUUCACAAAGAAGGGAAAUGUGUUAACACUUACAAUAACCAUCAUUAGUAAUUGCUACAUUUAAUAGAUAAUCGUUAUGUCACUAUUAACAAAGAAUGUAAUGCUUUAUAAAGUGUUGUUUAUGUUUAUAAACGCUUAAAACCGCCUAAUAAACACUUUAUAAUGGCCAAUAAAUAAUAGUGUAUAAAUGAAACAUACAGUAUGUAUUAAGAUGUUAUUUUUAGAAUAUAUUAUUAAAUGAACAAAUAGAAAACAAUGUUUAACAAAUGGUUUAUACAACAUUUCAAUGUGUUUUGAUAGUGAAUUAAUUAUUAACUAAAGUUGUAUUACUAUUUUAAAAAUGAUAAAUCCAGCAUUUAUUGAUGAUGGUUAUUUAAAGAGUUACUGAAAAUGUCCAUAUGAUUCUGAUUUUGUUGAUUCAUUUUUCAAGCAUAAAUAUUUUCCAACAUUCAGUGCCCACAGACAUUGAUUUUGGGGCCAAAUCUGAUUGGUCAGUCAUGCAUGUUGUUUAGCCUGUCUCUUUAACAGCUCGUGUUGGUUGUACAUAAUGCCACAUGCAUUCCAUUUGUUAAAUCUCUCCCAUUCAGCUCGCAGGUUAAAUUUGGCUGAGAGUUGCCAAUGUAGUAAUAAUAACUAUAUGGCAUCUUUAAAAUAUUUUUUAACUUGUAUAAAUACAUUAUGGCUCUUGCUUGUUUGCAGCACCCAACAGCAGGUGAACUUGAACCCAAAUUGUGUAAUAGUGCAAUCCAAUAAGUACAACUCAUUGCGAGUAGUUUUUUGACUGAUCACUUAAUGCUCAUACAGCAUCUGAACUUGUGAGCUCACAGUGAUUGACAGAUAGUAUAAAUAUUAUGGGCAUAAAUAUUACGCUCAACACUAAUACAUAGCCGCUAACAUUAAAUAAAGACUCAACACGCCUAUUAUGAACUGAUCAGAAUGGUGCUCCAUUGCAUGCAUGCAAUGGGUGGAGUAUUUUUGCAUGCUACCACGAAAAUUAGCAUUGCAACAACAAGCUUCCAUGAUUUUUGGAUUAGAUGUGGGAUCAUUGCAGAACAUGUACGUGUGGCAAAUGAAUAUUUAUGGUACUUACACAUUUUGUUCAGCAACAUAGUCUUAACAAAUGAACACAACUUUUAUAAUUCUAUUUUGUGUAAAUUGAAUAACCCGAAGUCAAAGGCUUCAACAUCACAACCACUAAGCUUAUUACCACACUAUAUUAUACAUACAUUAGUAUACAUUUCUCAAUCUACAAGUUGGACAGUUAGAGUUAAAAUAGUUUGCAAUGAUUGUCAGCCUGUAAAGACUGACUAGUGAGAAGCUGAGACUCCAUGUUCAGUUGGAUGACGUUUAAUGUCCCCAAUAACCUCUGUAGUCUCAUUUAGCCACUUGUUAGCCACCGCCUUUUUAACGAUACAUACACUCUUUAUAUGAGGGAUACUUACUGACGUAGUUUAUGUCAUACAAUAAAACGUGUGUGUUAAGCAUACCUUAUUUCAGGGAUUUAACUACAGCAUCAGCUUCUAUGGUUCCAUUGAUUGGAGAGGUUGACAAUAAUUACCCACAGUAAUCAUCAUAAACAUCUCAUCAUCAUUCCUUUUUUCCCCCUGGUGAAUGCAAAUCAUUUUUAUGAUAGUAAGAUUCUUAGUUAUAACAAGAUGCUUCCUUACCUUGAUGACAAAAAUGCAACAAAUUGUUUCUCUAAUAAUGGGAUCGUCGCUCUUCCAUAGUUAUCUUUAUCCCUUAAAAAAAAACAAACCAAAAUUACAGUACAAAAUGAGCAAUCGCAGCUGCUCCCAGCUUCCAUAGAUUAUAGAGGUGUAGUUUAGUUUUCUUUUUUGGGGAGAGAAUGGUGUGAGUCACCGCGGUAUUCUCUCUCCACUCGUAGAUUUACUGACUAAAUAAUGUGGUUUUAUCUUACAUCACUUCAAGCCAAAGGAACUGGUGGAUAUAUCUGGCGUGUUUAUGUGUAUAGUCAAGAUUCUACAUAGAUAUGAAUUAUGAGAUUUAAAAAAAAAAAAAAAAAGGAUUGCCAUGGCAACUAAACUGUUCAACAAUCCAAUUGCUUUGUGCACAUGCUGGGAUAUGAAAAAGAAUUAGGGCCACAAGUAAAAAAGAAAAAAAAGGAUUAAUGAAAAUUGACAUUAAUUGAAUUAGUCUAAGGAAGAGAUCGACCUUGAGGGGUAGAAAGUCAGACUUCAAUCACAGAAUUCUGACUCAUAUACGAAGAUUACAUGUUUUGUGGCACUAAUCCUCUUCCAUACAAAGUAAUGUUGGCCAUCCAGACGUAUGUUACGCUGUUUUUUAUAUAAACUUCCAAUAUAUUCAUUGGUAUAACUGAUGAUUUUUAUAUUACAGGAGAGAUUUAAAAUAUAUAUAUAGCAGUGGCCAAUGCCACUGUGUCUAUUUUAUCUUUUUGUUCAUUUUGUUUUGCCUUGUUUUUUUAUUUUAUUUUUUAUUAUAAUUAAAAUUAAAGGGGGGAUAAAGUGUAAUAAUGUAACAAUGUAUUCUAUUUGAACUGUGCAGUGAAGAUGUUCUCUUAUAUGAAAUACACAAUGGUAUGUUUUAGAUUUAGAUAAGUAGAUCAGUUGUUAGGGCGAGCUAUCUCAUUUUCUAUCAAAUCUUAUCCAAAUUUUUAUUCAUUCUUUUCAGAUGAUGUAAUCACAAUGUAGAUACUCUAAUUCAUGGAUUUGUUUUGUCAGCUGUACCAUUUUGCACAUGUAAUUUUCACAUAAACCUGAGACAUAUCAGUGCUGUAGUUGUAUUUUUUUCGCUGUUUCUUUUGAUCAGUUCUAUAAUUUGUGAUUCUUUCUCCUCUUCUCACGUCAAUCUUAAUGUGACAUAAUUUCUGUUGUUUUCUAGAAACUCAAACUUUACUCUUUGAGAAUUAACUGUUUGAAUAUUACAAUAAUAAAUAAAUAUGAGAAAUAAAUGAUUUGUGAACAGGCUAAUCUAUGAUGUAUAUAGAAGUUAAAGGAAUAAUUCUGUAGUGUAUUUGAAAAGCGCUACACAGGCAACAGGAGCUCUGCUACAGCUGCAUUGCAAGACAGCCUACAGGUUGCUUCCUGUGCCACAUUCUGUUUACAACUAUUCCCAAUUAGUGGUGUUGUUAAAUAUCUCCCGUUUUGUAUUUAUAACAAAUUAGAUAAGAAAAACUCUGAGAUGCACCCCAUUAUAAAAAAAGGCAGCAGUAAGCCUCAGGGCAACAUUGCUCCGCUGGUUCCAAACUUUGUCUGUGUGCUGCGUGUGACAACCGUCAAUCAGAACUUGGACAACUUGUAGUCCUCUCUAUGCUGAAUGUCUGACUCCGCAACUACUUCAUACAAUCUCUGCUUCCAGUAGCUGUUGUGGUUCAAAAAAAAAUGCUUCCUACCCAGUCAUUGUAUGUGCAUGUACUACGGUUCUUCCACUAAUCAAUAACCAUCAAUAAAGUUUUGUUUUCUCAA